Babesia bovis T2Bo is the source of this 851-nucleotide messenger RNA. RefSeq names its product Ubiquitin fusion degradation protein UFD1 family protein. The record is from RefSeq and is a predicted model, not a curated record. The transcript has 5 exons. The coding region runs from base 39 to 815 and encodes 258 amino acids. Gene Ontology annotation, molecular function: polyubiquitin modification-dependent protein binding. Gene Ontology annotation, cellular component: VCP-NPL4-UFD1 AAA ATPase complex. Lineage: Eukaryota; Apicomplexa; Aconoidasida; Piroplasmida; Babesiidae.
AUAAAUUACAUAUUACUAGUUUACAAUGUACUGCAACGAUGUGGUACUUUGACCCUCUAGAUUCACUGAUAAACCAGUCAGGUGGAUACUUCGAUGGUCUACCGUUCCUUGUGAGAUAUCGUUGUUACCCCGUAUCGUUUUUGGGCAAAGAUGCCAUGGAAAGUGGUAACAAAAUAUGUAUGCCAGCCAGCGCGUUGAAUGAGCUGGCGUCAAGGAACAUCACCUGGCCGAUGAUGUUCGAGUUGCGCAAUGAAGAAAGAAAACGGUCAACUCACGCAGGAGUGCUUGAGUUCAUAUCGGAAGAAGGCAUGUGUCACAUUCCUUACUGGAUGAUGCAACACCUUCAACUACAAGAGGGCGAUUAUUUAACCAUUAGGAAUGUAAGGUUACCAAAGGCCAACUGGGUGAAGUUUAGGCCACUUAACGAUAAUUAUUGGGACAUAUCAAACCCCAAAGCAGUCCUUGAAACUGCACUUCGCAAUUUCGCCACUCUCACUAUUGGAGAUAGGAUACCGAUACACUACCUUAGCAAUGUAUAUGAAUUGGACGUAAUGGAUCUACGACCUGCUGAUGCAUGUUGUAUAAUAGAGACCGACAUGGAGGUGGAAUUCGCUGAGACAAAAAAGAAAAAGCCUCAGCUUGUACAACCUGUUCCAGGCAAAAGGCUGGACGGAAAGACACCGGUAUUGCGCCAGAAAGAUUUGGAAGCUGCUAAACCGUGGUUACGAAGAAUCCCUCAUGGAGUUAGGACUAGUUGCGAAGAGUUUGAGAAGCUAGUACGAUACGGUACUGUGGUGCCAUGUUCACCUGAAUAACAAUAGAUUAAUGUAGUAUACUUUUGCUUUUGUCUA